Messenger RNA from Podospora bellae-mahoneyi, 3758 nucleotides. RefSeq names its product Cytoplasmic GTPase/eEF2-like protein (ribosomal biogenesis) (gene RIA1). Bases 365 to 3601 code for a protein of 1078 amino acids. NCBI's taxonomy places the organism in Eukaryota, Fungi, Ascomycota, Sordariomycetes, Sordariales, Podosporaceae. Gene Ontology annotation, biological process: cytosolic ribosome assembly. The record is from RefSeq and is a predicted model, not a curated record. Gene Ontology annotation, cellular component: cytosol; ribonucleoprotein complex. The transcript has 4 exons. Gene Ontology annotation, molecular function: ribosome binding; GTP binding; GTPase activity.
UCUCAGGCCAUUUUCACAAUUAUAUAGCUUCCUUACGUCAACAACUUUAGAAUGAAGAUAUCUCGAGCUCACAUGUGCUUACAAACAGCUUGCCAUUCAGUUCUUGGCCCCACCUGUGACAGACCGAUUCUCCCAGUUUUCUGAAGGGGCUUGGUUUUGCCCCGCCAAAUAUUUUGGACCACUUAUCUUAUCGUCAAUCCCACUUCCAUCCCAGUUCGACCAUCGAGGUGUUGGAUUACGACGCAUAUCUCAACCUUCUGUUGUCACCCUUGAUAGAAAAGUCUAGAGGUGCUCGUUGUUUAUAUUCAGAAAAUACCAACCCUACCAACUGUACAUUUCACACCCACCAUCACACACAUUCACCAUGCCGGUCGUUAGUCCCGAGAAGCUGGCAAAGCUCCAGCAAAACGCCGACGAUGUUCGAAAUAUCUGCAUUCUCGCGCAUGUAGAUCACGGUAAAACCUCACUUACAGACGCUCUUCUUGCCACAAAUGGCAUCAUUUCACCGAGAUUGGCCGGCAAGAUCCGCUACCUCGAUUCCCGUCCAGACGAACAACUGCGUGGUAUCACCAUGGAAUCAUCAGCCAUUUCUCUCUAUUUCUCCAUGCUGAGAAGGUCAAGCCCAGAGGCUACCCCUGAGCCAAAGGAAUAUCUCAUCAAUCUCAUAGACUCACCCGGGCACAUCGAUUUCAGCAGUGAGGUCUCGACGGCAUCGCGACUAUGCGAUGGGGCUGUUGUUCUGGUGGACGCAGUAGAGGGUGUAUGUAGUCAGACGGUCACAGUACUCAGACAAACGUGGAUCGAGAAGUUGAAGCCAUUACUCGUCAUCAACAAAAUCGAUCGCCUUAUCACCGAGCUCAAGAUGACGCCGAACGAAGCAUAUAUUCACCUCAGCAAACUACUAGAACAAGUCAACGCUGUUCUGGGUAGUUUCUUCCAAGGCGAGAGAAUGGAGGAGGAUCUGAACUGGAGAGAGAGAAUGGAGGAGCGCCGAGCCCAGGCUGUGGCAAACAAGGAGGCCCAAUUGGUGGACCAGCAAAGCGAUGCCGGCGAUUUACAGUUCCAAGAAAAGGACGACGAGGAGAUCUAUUUUGCCCCUGAAAAGAACAAUGUCAUCUUUGGCAGUGCCAUCGAUGGCUGGGCGUUCACAGUACGGCAAUUCGCUGGCUUGUAUGAGAAAAAGCUCGGUAUCAAGCGCAGCCUUCUUGAAAAGGUCCUUUGGGGCAAUUUUUACCUCGACCCGAAGACCAGGAAGGUUCUCGGGCCAAAACAUCUGAAAGGCAGAAACUUGAAGCCUAUCUUUGUUCAAUUGGUGCUCGAGACUAUAUGGGCUGUCUACGGGGCCACCGUGGGUGGUGACCACGGAAAGGGGGAUCCAGCUAUGCUGGAAAAGAUCACAAAGUCUUUGAACAUCACCAUUCCACCUCAUAUUUUGCGCUCCCGCGACCCGAAGUUACUUCUUACCACCGUCUUCGCGUCCUGGCUUCCACUUUCGGUGGCACUCCUGGUUUCAGUUGUUGAGUCGCUACCUUCACCCAGAACCGCCCAAGCCGAACGUCUUCCAGAAUUGUUGCAGGAAGUGCCUGGUGCGGACCAAAUCGAUCCUGCCAUCAAGGAAGCCAUGGUCUCAUUCAAAAAGAAGAAGUCAGACCCCAUGGUGGCGUACGUGAGCAAGAUGGUGUCAGUCAAGGAGAGCGAAUUGCCAGAAAACAGAAGAAAGGGGCCAAUGAAUGGCGAGGAAGCCCGAGAUCUUGCGAGAAAGAAACGCGCCGAGGCACUCCGUGCACAGAAAGAGGCGAGAGGCGACAGAGAGGAUGAUGACGUUCAAUUCAUCACGGAUGGACUUGCAAGCGCCUCUCUUGAGGCCCAGACACCAGAAGAGGAGGAAAAGCCUGCCGAGACCGAGCAUUUGAUUGGUUUCUCUCGUAUCUACUCCGGAACCCUCUCCGUCGGUGACGAAGUUUACGUCUUGCCACCAAAGUUUUCGCCAGCCAAUCCGGUUGCUGAGCCAGUUCCCAAGAAAGUCAAGGUUAAGGCACUCUACAUGAUGAUGGGCCGCAAUCUUGAGCUCCUGGACACAGUCCCGGCUGGUGUGGUCUUUGGCAUCCGUGGGCUUGAGGGUAGCGGCCUGCUCAAGUCUGGCACAAUAUGCAGCCAACUCGAGGGAUCUGUCAACCUUGCUGGUAUAGCAAACCUGCACGGCAAACCCAUCGUCCGUGUUGCUCUUGAGCCGGAGAAUCCAUCCGACUUGGACAAGAUGAUCAAGGGUCUCCAACUGCUUGUGCAGAGUGACCCUUGCGCCGAGUAUGAACAAUUUUCUACCGGUGAGCACGUCUUGUUGACUGCCGGUGAACUGCACCUGGAACGCUGCUUGACCGAUCUCAGGGAACGCUUUGCCCGCUGCGAGAUCCAGGCCAGUGCCCCUAUCGUGCCCUACCGUGAGACAAUCGUCCGCGCAGAGGAGAUGCGUCCUCCGGUCAACAAGGAUCUCGGUCGUGGUGUUGUCGUUGGUGUUACCAGCUCCAAGCAAGUCACCAUCACUCUUCGCGUGAGGCCACUUCCAGCGAAGGUUACCGACUUCCUGGGCAAGAAUGCCGCCAGUAUCAAGACUCUUUACUCAGGCCCGAAGAAUGGUGACGAUGAAGGCUCCGUAGCCCAAGAUGAUUCGUCCGAAGCAGAUGCCGUAGAGGACAACGACCUCACUAUCACCAAGGCUCUCACCGCAGAGGAGCUGUCCAAGGAACUUCAAUCCACCCUUGACAAGAGUGAAAAGGCCCGCGACGCCUCCAUCUGGAAGGACGCCGUGGACCGCAUCAUCUCUUUCGGCCCCAGGCGCACAGGCCCGAACAUUCUCAUCGACGCGACCAAAGACCAGUUCUUCCCCAAGGCCUUUGCCGCCGACAAGGAGGCUGUUGCCAGGGCCGUCAAGAUUUCUGGUGAUGAAUCCCUCGACGCCCGCCACUUCAGCGACAAGAUCGCCUACGCCUUUCAGCUCGCCACCCAUCACGGACCCCUCUGCCACGAGCCAGUCCAGGGCAUUGCUGUGUUCAUUGAGGAUGUCUCUGUCAACAUUGAGGGCAACGUCACCGCUCGUGACCACAUCAACCGUCUCACUGGCGAAGUGAUCAAGACUGUACAACAAUCCAUUCACAAGGGCUUCCUGGAUUGGUCACCCCGUCUAAUGCUGGCCAUGUAUUCUGUUGAGAUCCAAGCAGGCACCGAAGUCCUAGGCCGCGUCUACGACGUCCUCACCCGCCGUCGCGGCAAGGUCCAAUCCGAAGCCAUGAACGAAGGCACGCCCUUCUUCACCAUCGUCGCCACCUUGCCCGUUGCGGAAUCUUUCGGUUUCGCGGAUGACAUGCGCAAGCGCACAUCUGGUGCUGCCCAGCCUCAGCUUAUUUUCACUGGCUUUGAGAUUCUGGACGAGGACCCGUUCUGGGUGCCGUUUACAGAGGAUGAUCUGGAGGAUCUGGGCGAGUUUGGUGACAAGGAGAUCGUGGCGAAGAGGUAUAUGGAUGGGGUGAGGAGGAGGAAGGGGUUGUUGGUGGAGGGGCGGAAUGUGGCUACUGAUGCUUCGAAGCAGAGGACUCUGAAGAGGUAAAGGUGAUAGAAUAGGGGUAGAAGACACAAGAUUGGUGAGCAAAAAGAGACAAUAUUGUGCCCCAAAUGCCGUGGCCAUCUCUUCUCAAGUCGGAAACAAGGCCAAAGUAUCAUAGGUUCAUUUUAUCUAUUAUCAUAUUAUUAAUAAUGCUAAAUAU